This is a messenger RNA of Sinocyclocheilus rhinocerous, 872 nucleotides long. RefSeq names its product CD99 molecule (gene cd99). Gene Ontology annotation, cellular component: plasma membrane. The coding region runs from base 100 to 750 and encodes 216 amino acids. Gene Ontology annotation, biological process: T cell extravasation; homotypic cell-cell adhesion; positive regulation of neutrophil extravasation. Lineage: Eukaryota; Metazoa; Chordata; Actinopteri; Cypriniformes; Cyprinidae. The record is from RefSeq and is a predicted model, not a curated record. The transcript is spliced from 15 exons.
CAGUCUGUUUUGGAUCAUAAUUGGACUAUACAGACAGCCGAACUGAGGAACAGCAUUAGGCCACACUCGGAUCACUCAGAGGGGUGGCAACUGAACAAGAUGAUGACUUCAUACACGUGGAUUUUACUUCUUCUGGCAAGCCUUGUGGCAACAAGAGCGCAAGAUUUUGACCUCGCUGAUGCUUUUGAUGAUGACAAGCCCCCUGCGAAGCCAACAGUGAAACCAGCCCCACCGAAAAACCCAGAUUCAGGAUUUGAUCUUUCAGAUGCCUUCGAUUUGGACCCUAAAAAACCUGCAGUGGUUCCCCCCAAAUCAGAAGAUGAUAAAAAGAAACCAUCUGGAGGUGACUUCGAUCUGUCGGAUGCACUUGGUUCAGAUACUGAGCCCAAAAAGCCUGUGGUCCCACCCAAAGAGAGAGGAACUGGUGGUGGAACUUUUGAUGACAAAGACCUCUUUGAUGUGAAUGAAGGGGGUGAAUACAAGCCCGAUGGAGGCCGAAGUGGAGGGCGAGCAGAUGUUCCUAAAUCUAAUGAAAAUGGUGGAGCCUCUGAUCAACCUCAAGGCGGAGCCAUGGCUGCCAUCAUCAGUUCUGUGGGUGUUGCUCUCCUCGGUGCCGCCUCAAGUUACUUUGCUUACCAGAAAAAGAAACUGUGUUUCAAAGUACAAGGAGGGGAGGAUCCAGAGAGUGGCAAAAACCGUGGUACUCAGUCUGAUCCUCAAGUUUUCAGCAACCUGCUCCGUUCAUCGUAACUGCGUUGGAUCUGCACACUGAAAGUAUAUAUGCACACUGAGCAUGUACAGCUAUGGAGAGCCUAACCCUAUGGGAAACAUCUGUUACAUGAAAGGCUGGUUUAAAACUAAUGUUUUAAGAA